Molecule: messenger RNA, 1089 nt
Organism: Elaeis guineensis (African oil palm)
Lineage: Eukaryota; Viridiplantae; Streptophyta; Magnoliopsida; Arecales; Arecaceae
Source: RefSeq, a predicted model, not a curated record
GAAAAGCAGCGAUGCAAAUUUUUGCAAGUAUUUCAUCUUCAAAUGAUAGUGGCACACCCACAGUUUGUAGCACUCCUCAAUUCCACAUGCCCUCCCCACCACCCUACAUAGGCUCACCUCUUUUAUGGAUUGGAGUUGGGAUUGGUCUAUCAGCUGCAUUCUCAGUGGUAAAAAGCUUAUUAUUUAGGAGAAGGGCAAUACGACAGGCAUUCAAGGCUGUGAUGGGUCAAGAAGCACCAUUAAAUGGCCAAUUUAAUAAUGCUGCCUUCUCUCCAGGCUCCCCAUUCCCAUUUCCUUCUGCAUCACCAUCAGCUCCAACUCCUAUUGCUUCCCAACCAGUUGCAGCAGAAAAUGUUGCUGCAACUAAAAUUGAACCAACUCCACAAACACAAGACAAAGAUGAAACCAUGAUAAACAAAGAUACGAGUAAACAUGAAGAUGCUCCUGCAACUAAAAUUGAAGCAACUUCUCCUGCUGAAAUUGGAGAUAAACCUAUAAUAAACAAUGAAGCAAUUAAACGUGGAGAUGUCGCUGCAACACCUGUUGCUUCCCAACCAAAUGCAGUAGACAAUGCCCCUGCAACCAAAGUUGAAGCAACUCCAACUGAAGACAGAGAUGAAACUGUAAUAAACAAUGAAGGAACUAAACAUGGAGAUGUACCUCCAGCACUUCUUACUUCCGAACCAGUUGCAGCAGAAGAUGCCCUUGCAACUGAAGUUGAAGCAACUCUGCCAAUUGAAGACAUAGAUGAAACUGUAACAGACGAUAAAGAAGCUAAACAUGGAGAUAUACCUCCAAAACCUGUUGCUUCCCCACAAGCAACAGAAGAUGCACCUGCAACUAAAGCUGAGGCAACUCCACCAACAGAAGACAAAGUUGAAACUAACAAACAAUGAGGAAAUUAAACACGGCUUUUGACCUACUUCAGAUUGGCAGCACUAUGUUGCAUCUGAUAUCAAAUAAUGCAUAUGUCAUGUAUUUUUUAUUCUAUUAUAUUAAUUAUCAAAUAUAGGCACGUUUGAUUGUUUUUGGCAUGUUUGAAAGACUAUUCUCCUUAAGCUAUUUCUUGAGUUUUCCGAUAAGAGGAAA